This is a messenger RNA of Stylophora pistillata, 987 nucleotides long. Its product is annotated as bifunctional ligase/repressor BirA-like. The record is from RefSeq and is a predicted model, not a curated record. NCBI's taxonomy places the organism in Eukaryota, Metazoa, Cnidaria, Anthozoa, Scleractinia, Pocilloporidae.
AUGUCUGUUCGUAUUUUGCAGAGCUCUGAAACGUUUAAAGAAGCCUUAAACAUUUUAAAUGACUUGAACGUUCAUUCUGGAUCAGAUCUAGGGAAACACUUGGGAAUUUCCCGUACAGCCGUUUGGAAGAUUACUAAAAAGCUUGAAAAGUAUGGAGUGAAAUUUAAUUCGGAUUCAAAGGGAUAUCAGUUGAAGGAUCCUUUGGUUUUGUUGGAUGAAAAGAAAAUUAGAGCUCACACAUCAAGCCAGGACUAUUCUAUAGAAAUUUAUGAGUCCUUGGGAUCAACAAAUGAUCACCUGUUAAUUUCAAAUUUGCCGCCUGUGCCUCCUCAUUUUUGCUUUGCAGAAUUUCAGGAAAAAGGUCGAGGGCGUUUAGGACGUCAAUGGCACUCUCCUUUUGGGGCCAAUGUUGUGUUUAGCCUUUCCCGUGUUUUUGACCGUGAUAUGGGGGAUCUAUCGGGGCUUAGUCUUGUUAUUGGGAUUUGUAUCAUUGAAGCCUUAAAAGAUUCAGGAAUUGAAGCAGAUUUAAAACUAAAGUGGCCCAAUGAUGUUUAUUUAAAUGGCGUUAAAGUUGAAGGAAAUUUAAUUGAUGUUCGCGCAGAAGCAAACGGUCAUUGUCAGGCAAUCAUUGGGGUUGGCCUUAAUGUUAAUAUGCUGCCUGAAAAAGGGAUCAGCAUUGAUCAAGAAUGGACGUCUUUAGCUUAUGCUUUGGAUCAAAAGUUCGAAAGAAAUAUUUUGGCUGCAAACUUGAUCGAUGUUCUUUUGCGAAAUUUAACUUUGUUUAAUGAAAAAGGGUUUAACGUAUUUUUUGAUCGUUGGCAAUCGCUUGAUUUUCUAGAAGGGAAAGAUGUUGCAUUGAUGCAAUUGACUCAGAAAAAAGAAGGCCGUGUUCUUGGGGUUGAUAACCGGGGCUAUUUGUUGAUUGAAGAUAAAGAAGGGAGCACGCAAAGUUAUUCAUCAGGGGAAGCAAUCCUUUUAAAAGGAUAA